AAGAAUGGUUUUGAUGCACGGUACGUGAAAUGUCUAGGAAACGAAGGAUGAGAGGAAGAAGAACGCUAGAGACGGAAACUUACAGAGAAGAAAUUUCUGGUGUUCUUCUAUUUGAGGACGCUCCUCAUGAGUGUAGACCUGGUGAAAGCAAAAGAGAUUUAAGGGAAUUUCAAUUUCAACGAAUUGGAUUUGGUUUCAAAGACUGAUACCAAAGGGGGUGAUUGACGCAGUGAAAUUGGGUCGAGCUAUUCGAGUCCUUCCAACAUCAGCGGCCUGCGUUUUUCGAACUCAGAACCAGGGAACAAAACUAAAAUGAAUCCUUCGAAGAAAACCAUAGAAGAUCUGGAACAUCGUGGCCUUUGAUAAGUCGUCCCCAUGGCGGACGUGGGUUAUGUGGUGCGCAGCUCCUACUAUUCUCGCGUCUCACCAACGCAAGCAUCUUGUCCAUUUUCUUCGACUUUACCACGUGUAUCGCCUACAAGUUCCGCCUGUUUCUUCGUGUUAAACGCCGGCGUCGCCCCGGAAGAAGCUCCCCUGUUUCGCUUGCUCGGCCACUUCCGCUUCUCCUCCGAAGCGACGCUCGCCUCCCGCCGGUGGCCGGUAAGCGUAACCACCCUUCAACCGCCUCUUCCUCCUGUCGUCAAGAUGGCCGGUUCGACCAAUGAAGCUCUCUCUGGCUCGAGGUGUGCGCCUGUCGACGACGAAACGGACGGCGAAGUUGGCGCCAUUCCUUCCAAUGUCACCGAGAUCGUGGUUAUCCGCCAUGGAGAGACAACGUGGAAUGCUUGUGGGAGAAUUCAGGGACAUCUGGAUUCAGAAUUGAAUGAUCUUGGAAGAAGACAAGCAAUGGCUCUCAGUGAAAGACUAUCGAAAGAUCCCAUGAUUGCAGCAAUAUACGCAUCUGAUUUGAAGCGUGCUGCAGAGACUGCCAACUUGAUAUCAAAAAAGUGUGAGUCAGUUGAGGUUAUACUAGAUCCAGGACUCAAGGAAAGGCAUUUGGGAGACCUACAAGGUGUAGUGCUCCGUGAUGCUUGCAAAAUUGCUCCAGAAGCGUAUGAAACAUUUGUUUCAUCGAGGACUGAUCUUGAGAUUCCUGGUGGAGGUGAAAGUGUUGAACAAUUCCAUGACCGAUGUAUAUCUGCCCUGGAAAGGAUUGCAAGUGGUCACUUAGGGCAGCGGAUAGUAGUUGUGACCCAUGGUGGUGUGAUAAGAGAAUUCUUCAAUCGUGCCGCCCCCAGGGGAUCCAGGCGAGGGAAGAUACUCAAUGUGUCUGUCAACGUCCUUCGCAUAUCUGACAAAAUGGAGUGGAGCAUCAAAAGCUGGGGAGAUGUUAGCCACCUGGAUGGCGUUGGAUAUCUUGGAAAUGCUUUUGGCGGUGACAGGACGUCUGGGUAGUCUUAGAAAGGGAGAUACUGUGCUGCUACCUAAUAACAGCGUAAUAAAUUCUCAGUGAUAUGCACCGUUAAGAAAGAUUGUGCUAUCACACUCAACAUAUUCUUCAUGAUGGAUUAUCUUUGUUUGUAUAAGCAGGGAAGAUGCGUAGUUCAUGUGACUCGCAAUUUUUCUAUACAUACUAGUUUUAGUAA
Nymphaea colorata (pocket water lily) is the source of this 1586-nucleotide messenger RNA. Its product is annotated as phosphoglycerate mutase-like protein 4. The coding region runs from base 376 to 1395 and encodes 339 amino acids. The record is from RefSeq and is a predicted model, not a curated record. Gene Ontology annotation, cellular component: cytosol; cytoplasm. Lineage: Eukaryota; Viridiplantae; Streptophyta; Magnoliopsida; Nymphaeales; Nymphaeaceae. Gene Ontology annotation, molecular function: phosphatase activity. The transcript has 7 exons.